ACCUGCCAUAAAACCAAAAGAAGAAGAAGGAAACGCAAUAGCAGCCAACUGUAAAAUGUUGAAGGGGCUGCUUCAUCCAAAAGUAGGACUAACAAACACUAUCAAACCUGUGUGCCAAAAUGGAGAAUGUAAAAGAAGACCGUGAGGACACGAUCGAUUCAGACCGAUGCAAAUUGAAAAAUGAAGAUACUGAGGAACAAACAGACCUGGUGGGGCUGAAAGAUGAAAGUGAUGAACUGAAUGGAGUGGAGGAGACCCAUCAGUAUCAGAAAAAUCAUGAUUUAAAAAUGGAAGAAAUAUCUUCUGGUUGCUCGGAAAUGACAAAUACAGAGCAAAGGACGAACACAAAAAAAUCUUUUACUUGCCCUCAUUGUGAAGAUGUUUUUGCAUUGAAAAGUGACUUUGAUUUGCAUGUAAAAAUCCAUACUGGAGAAAAGACGUUCACAUGCCCUCAGUGUGAAGAGGGCUUUGCUUUGAAAACAGACUUUGAGCUGCACAUAAGAGUCCACACUGGAGAAAAGAUUUUCACCUGCCCUCAGUGUGGAGAACAUUUCUUGUACAAAGGACAUCUUGCACGUCACAUAAGAACUCACAUUAAAGGAGGAUGCCUAUACCCAUGUGUUCAGUGUGGAAAGAGAUUUAAACAGAGAAGUCUGCUUAAUGACCACAUGAAAAUUCACUCUGAAGAGCGUCCGUACACGUGUGUUCAGUGUGGAAAGAGUUUUAAACAGAGGGGUCCGCUUCAUGUCCACAUGAAAAUUCACUCUGAAGAGCGUCCGUACACGUGUGUUCAGUGUGGAAAGAGUUUUAAACAGAGGGGUCCGCUUCAUGUCCACAUGAAAAUUCACUCCGAAGAGCGCCCAUACCCGUGUCUUCAGUGUGGAAAGAGAUUUAAACUGAGUAGGAUGCUUAAAAACCACAGGAAAAUUCACUCUGAAGAGCGCCCGUACACGUGUCUUCAGUGUGGAAAGAGUUUUAAGCAGAGUGGUCCACUUCAUGUCCACAUGAAAAUUCACUCUGGAAAGCGCCCAUUCCCGUGUCCUCAGUGUGGAAAGAGUUUUAUACAGAGUGAUGCACUUAAAAACCACAUGAGAAUUCACACUGGAGAGCGCCCGUACCCGUGUCCUCAGUGUGGAAAGAGUUUUAGACAAAGUGGUGCGCUCAAUGAACACAUGAGAAUUCACUCUGGAGAGCGCCCAUACUCAUGUGUUCAAUGUGGAAAGACUUUUAGACGGAGAAAUAUGCUGAAUGACCACAUGAGAAUUCACACUGGAGAGCGUCCAUACACGUGUGUUCAGUGUGGAAAGAGUUUUAGUGAGAAUGGUGCGCUUAAUGAACACAUGAAAAUUCACUCUGAAGAGCGUCCAUUCACCUGUGCUCAGUGUGGAAGGAGUUUUAGACGGAGAAAUAUGCUGAAUGACCACAGGAAAAUUCACUCUGAAGAGCGCCCAUACACGUGUGUUCAGUGUGGAAAGAGUUUUAAACAGAGUAGUAUGCUUAAUGACCACGUGAAAAUUCACUCUGAAGAGCGCCCGUACACGUGUGUUCAGUGUGGAAAGAGUUUUAAACAGAGGGGUCCGCUUCAUGUCCACAUGAAAAUUCACUCUGAAGAGCGUCCGUACCCGUGUCCUCAGUGUGGAAAGAGUUUUAAACAGGGUGAUACACUUAAAAACCACAUGAGAAUUCACACUGGAGAGCGCCCAUACCCGUGUCCUCAGUGUGGAAAGAGCUUUCGAAGGAGUAGUGCGCUUAUUGUCCACAAGAGAAUUCACACUGGAGAGUGCCCCUACACAUGUCCUCAGUGUGGAAAGAGCUUUAGACAAAGUGGUGCACUUAAUGAACACAUUAGAAUUCACUCUGGAGAGCGCCCAUACGCCUGUGUUUAAUGUGGAAAGAGCUUUAGAAAGAAUUAUAAUCUUUAUGACCACAUGAAAAUCCACCCUGGAGGGAGUCCAUACCAUGUGUUCAGUGUGGGAAAAGUUUCGCAAACCUAAGUCAUUUUAGGAUCCACAUGAGAAUUCACACUGGAGAGCGACCAUGCCGUCUGAUCGAAAAAGAAAGCUGGCAUGGUGACAAAAAAAAUUCAUAAAGAUUCUUGUGAGGUUUACAGCAUAAACUACAUGGUUGAACCCAUGGUUCCCAGACCUUCAAUAUGUACUCACACUCUGGAGAACGGCCAUUUGUCUGUCAAAACAUGUGUUUUUCCAUCACAAGUAAAUAAACGCAGCGAAAAUAAUGCAAAUGUAGAGCCUUUUUUGUGGAAAAAGCUUUUCAUUGCUUGGCAACGUAACUGUAACAUUUUAAGCCCCCAUUAAAUGUUACGACCCCAGGCGUUUAACAUUUAAUGGGGGCUCGUCCGGGAUCAAAAUGAACAGGUUCCCGGAUAUAUUUUUGAAUACAUUCCCCUGGGUGUGUGUUCUCCGGUGGCAUCCGACAUUUUGUUUUGGCAUUUGUUUUGGCCGGUUGUUGGUGGUCUGCUUGUUUAUGCCGCGUUGUGCGUUAGUGUGGCUGUGUUUGUCAGGCAUUAUGGCACUGUUUAAUUUACAGGAUUUUAUUAACAACCCUACUGUGGAACAGAUUGGUUUGUGCAGAAAACCAGAACUUGUAAUACUAGCUGAGCAUUAUCAGAUUUCUCUGGGCAAACAAAUGCGAAAACCUGAAAUGAAAAGUGUUAUUUUACAACGCUUGGUUGAAUUAAAUGUUCUGCCUGCGUCAGGUGAUGAGGAUAUUGAGGCUGCCGAUCUAGUGUUGGGCAUACAGUAGCAGUGCCGAGAGGAGGAGGACGAACAGGGUAGUACCGCUGGUGGUGAAGCAGAGGCCGAUGCCAAGCCCAGCUUGUUGCCCUUUGAGACAUUCUCUCUUGGGUCCGUGGACUCAAGAGUGGAGGCAUGGCUAAAAGUCAGUUUUAAGUGAAAGUGACCCAUAACCUAAAUGUGACCUCUGCAUUAAACCCAUCCAGUGAGUAGUGAACACACACACACACCCGGAGCAGUGGGCAGCUAUCACUGCAGGGGUUAGGUGCCUUGCUCAAGGGCACGUCAGUCGUUACCUUCUGGCCCUGAGAAUCGAACCGGUCACCUUCUGGUUACAGGUCCGACUCUCUAACCACUAGGUCACCACUUCCCCCUGGAGUGAACAUUGUGUGCCUUUUUAUGUCUUUUAGUUCUUUUGUUUCACCAGUCUUGUCCCACAACAUACUUGUUUGUUCAUUGGUAUUCUCUUGUCCUUGUUUUGUUCAUUGGAUGUUGUUGGUGUCUCGUUUUCCCUGUGUACCGGGGAAAAAGCAGACAGGUAAGAGGUCGUGCGACAUACAGUGUGCACACGUAGGUUUGUAUCAUCUUUUGUAUAAGACACACUAGUUUAGGAGUGAGUGCCACCCCAUGUAUGUUUUAUGUGGACUAGUUAGUGUAGCUUAAAUAAGGCAUUAGUACGCUGAACUUUUGUUUAAUUUAUUAUUAGCUUAGAUUAGAGGGCAUUAAAAUAAGUUAGUUUCCCCUGUUUUGUUAUUUUCUUUCAUUUGGCACCACUCUCGUCCCUUUUCCCUUGGUCUUGUGUUUUUCGUUUCUUGUUGUUGUAUAUAUAUUGUAAAUAGCCACACCUUUUCUUAUUAUUGGCAUCCUUCUUUAUUAAUAAUAUUAUUUCGUUAUUAUUAUCAUUUUUGCAACAAUAUUAUUAUAUUCUUUACACAUUGUUACUUGCACCUUUGUAUUU
Molecule: messenger RNA, 3711 nt
Organism: Triplophysa rosa
Lineage: Eukaryota; Metazoa; Chordata; Actinopteri; Cypriniformes; Nemacheilidae
Product: gastrula zinc finger protein XlCGF57.1-like
Exons: 3
Coding region: 120-1886 (588 amino acids)
Source: RefSeq, a predicted model, not a curated record